UAUCUUUAUUUAUGCGCAGACAGUAUAUUUUGUGUAGUUGCAAGAGAACGUAGUGUCUCAGUAAUCAUAAUUGUAAUUUUUUUAUAAUCAAGUUGAAAUCCUGCAUUGAUUAAAAAACUGUACUGUCAAAAUAUUGUUUAAAGAUUUUAUUUUUGUAGUAAGUCACUAGUAAUGAUAGUUUCAAUCAGGGAGUUGCUAAUCGUAUUUUUUUCAUGUAUUUGUAUAGUUUUCGUAGUAUUUUAUUUGUACGUAACAAGAAAUUAUAACUAUUGGAAAAAGUUGGGUGUCAAACACUUGCGGCCAUCGUUUCCUUUCGGAAAUUUCGGAAAGUGUAUGUUCUUACAACAAUCUAUUCAUGAAUUUAUCAAUGACAUAUAUCAGGAUGGAAAAGGAGAAAAAAUGGUCGGAUUUUACGUCCUUAAUCGACCAUAUGUCCUAUUACGUGAUCCAGAGUUGCUCAGGAGCGUAUUUAUAAAGGACUUUGAUAUAUUUUCAAAUAAAUUAAUAAGUAACAACAAAAGCGAUCCUUUCGGCACACACAUGAUUUUAUUGGAAACCAAUCCACCAUCAAGGUAUAUUCGACAAAAGCUUUCACCCAUGUUUACCACAGGUAGACUCAAGAAGAACUUUGGUGCAAUGCUAGAGAUUUAUGAGGAUUUAGAUGUUUAUCUAGACAAGUUGGGCUUACGGGCUUUCCGUGCAAUAUCAAAUGCUAAAUUUUUUGAUGCAGAAACAGAAUUUUUCGAAAACAUGUUCUCACGCAUAGUAGACGAGAGAAUUAUGUCUGGGAAUAAAAAAAAUGAUUUUGUCGAUUUGGUCAUCAACAUGAUAGGAAGCGAGGAGAUUGGAAAUACCGAUGAGAUAAAAGUAGGACACCGUUCAUGGAUGUCCCAGUUGGCAGGAAUUUUCUCAGCUGGUUUUGAAACAUCUUCGACGACUACAACUUUUUCUUUGUAUCAAAUAGCCGUAAAUCCAGAAGUUCAAAAAAGGUUGAGAGAUGAACUUACAAGCGCUAUGGAGAAGUCAAAUGGACAAUUAACUUACGACAUGAUCACCAAUGCACCUUACCUCAACAUGAUUGUGCUAGAAGUUUUAAGAAUGUAUCCGAUUCUUACAUGGGUAGAUCGUCUGCCAGACAUCGAUUACACGUUUCCUGGAACAAACGUUACAAUAAAAAAAGGGACUCCAGUAAUAUUUCCUAUUCACUCGAUGCAAAUGGAUCCAAAGUACCAUUUAAAUCCUGAAAAAUUUGAUCCGGAAAGAUUUUCGAUAGAAAACGAAAGUAAAAUUAUUUCCUUUACGUACUCGCCCUUUGGUAAAGGACCAAGAAACUGUAUAGGUAGCAGAUUGGGACUGUUACAGAUUAAACUUGCAUUAGCUUACUUAGUGUUAAACUACGAAAUAACACCUUGCAAAAAAACGCCGAUUCCUUUGCAACAUGACAAACAAAAUAUGUUUAUGCACCCUCGUGGUGAUAUUUACUUGAAUUUUACAAAAAUAUCACAAGGAUAA
Molecule: messenger RNA, 1512 nt
Organism: Copidosoma floridanum
Lineage: Eukaryota; Metazoa; Arthropoda; Insecta; Hymenoptera; Encyrtidae
Product: cytochrome P450 6k1-like
Molecular function (GO): heme binding; monooxygenase activity; oxidoreductase activity, acting on paired donors, with incorporation or reduction of molecular oxygen
Source: RefSeq, a predicted model, not a curated record